AUGAAAUUUUUUGAAGGCGAUAUUCAAAAUGCUAUUUCUAAACGAAAAAUUUUUUCCUCUGCAUUUAUCGUUUUUGUCGAAGCCAAAGACGAUGAAUCAGCAAAGUUUCGAAAAGUUUUAGAAGAAGAAAAUUUGAUUUCCGCGAAGGAUUACAUAGCAUUUCGCGUCAUUUUCCAGUCCGAAUCAUUUAAACAUUUUUCGGCCAUUUACGGCGCGGUACCGGUACCCAGUUUAUUUAUAAUUGGCAACGACGGUGAACCGAUAAGAGUUUUAUCAACUUUUGAGUCCCGCAACGAAUUAUAUAAAUUAAUAAAAGAAGCUUUGGAAAUUCAUAAAAACGAUUCAUUGGCUCAAAAAAGGAAUGAACGCUCUAAAAUUGAUAAUUUCACACAAAUUUUGCUUAAACUUUCAAGGGAUUCUCUUCAAGUUAAAGAACCGUUUCAAAUGAUCAUUCCAUUUCCAAGGAAAGUGUUCACUGCUGAAGAGGAAGGAAAAACUUUAGUCGAACUUGAACUUUGUCCUACGUCUACCAUUCUAAUAGUCACUCCGGAUAAAUUCAAACUUUUGCCUCCGCAGUUUUUAUCAAAUAUCCUAAUCGCCGUUUUCACGGGUUUAUGUCAAUUCGUUGAAAGUUUUAAGCGAUGGCUUUUGUCUUUCAUAUCGCGUCGUUCCGUCAGAAGCAAUUGA
Messenger RNA from Pediculus humanus corporis (human body louse), 687 nucleotides. RefSeq names its product ubx domain-containing protein, putative. Gene Ontology annotation, molecular function: protein binding. The record is from RefSeq and is a predicted model, not a curated record. NCBI's taxonomy places the organism in Eukaryota, Metazoa, Arthropoda, Insecta, Psocodea, Pediculidae. The transcript is spliced from 2 exons. Bases 1 to 687 code for a protein of 228 amino acids.